CAGCUGAAGAAUAAUAACACCGUGCCGACGUGGUCCAGACAUCCCUUCGAAGGUGGUGAUUCGAGUAUAGCCAGUGUUUUGUGCGGACGUUUUUAAAAUGUCGACAAGGUGUUUUGCGAGUUUAUUGGAAAAGGUGCUUUUGUACUUAGGCAAUGGAAGGGAUAGUGGAAGAGAAUGGUGCAGUUGAUCCGCUGGCCCCAUCGCCGGACCCGCAAUCACCGAUCGCCUCGGUAGGGGUCUCAAACUCCCAGUCCCAUCUGAUGACAGCUACUAACAUUGUCCAACUAACUUUGCCUACACAAACCCAAGCACAGGUACAAAGUGUCAUUCAGCCCAACCAGCAAUCCGUGAUUCAAACGGCAGCCAAUAUACAGCCUAUGCUCAGCAAAGGCAACGUCAUACUCGUCAGUAAACCGAAUUCAGUGAUACAGACCACGCAAGGGAGUCUCAGUGGACUGCAAACAUUGCAAGUGAAGGUUGUUGAAACGGGAAGUGAAGACAGUUUCUCGGAAGAGGAAUCGCCCAAAAAAAGGAGAGACUUGUUAACGAGAAGGCCGUCUUAUCGAAAAAUUCUCAACGAUCUUGGCGGGGGUGAGAUAGCUGAAACCAAGGUUGAACAAAUUUCCUCAGAAGCCGACAGUGAGUUGUCCUCACACUCUAUACCAUACCAUACAGUGUUGCCUGGUGCAAUUCAAAUAUCGGGAGGUAAAGGAGCUCAGGGAAUUCACACUCUAACCAUGACAAAUUCAACGGCAGGUGGCGCGAUUGUGCAAUAUGCUCAAGGGCAGGAAUUCUUCGUGCCUGGAAGUGUUGCAGUGGUGGCACAAGGAGCCAACAUAAGUGGGGGUAACGGCGAAGAUCAAGACAGAAAACGUGAAAUGCGGCUGCUGAAAAACAGAGAAGCCGCGAGAGAAUGUCGAAGAAAGAAGAAGGAGUACAUCAAGUGCCUAGAAAAUAGAGUAGCGGUUUUGGAAAAUCAAAACAAAGCAUUAAUAGACGAGUUGAAAUCUCUAAAAGAACUGUACUGUCAGCAGAAAACAGAUUGAGAUUGGUGUUUUGUUUUUUCGAUGGUGUAGGACUAUUUUGCCAAGGGAAACUGGUUGAGUAGUUUAGCAUUGUGCUAAUAAAGUGUCGAUCAGUAUGUAAUUUAAAAAGAAUUAGUGCAAUUUGUUCAUUUUUUUCGGUAAUUGUACACCUGCUGGAUUUAUUUGCCUUUAUUAAGUGUUACCUCGGCAUGGUGUAAAUAACUGAUUUUUCAGGAUUUUGUUGACCAAAGAUUUCAAAAAAAACUUUACAUUUGAUGUUGGUUUAUUAAAAAAUAUGAUAUCAAAUAUCUUGAAUUGCAUUUUACUUAUUGAUCUGUACAAUAUUCUAAGUUAAAUAUGUAAAUAUCGGAAUUGUUAUUUUUAAUUAAAAGUUUAUUUUCUUUUUAAGUACUCCAGUUAUAUACAACACUGAUGUAUAUUAUGUAUCAUAUAUAAUAUUGGACAGAAAAGGCUUGUGAAACAAUUAAUAUAUUUUAUAAGAAGCCGAUGUAAAUAUUUAUAACAACUUGAUGUAUAAACUUUUAUUUAUUUUCAAGUGUCAAGACCUGAUGGAGUGCCUUCUUAGGUUUAAUUUGUAACAAACAUAAUAUUUGGUAACAUUACAAUUUAAUUAUGUGCCAUCAGUCUCUUCAGCUAUUUUUUGUAAUGUUACAAAAUAUUUAAAAGCAGAACAUUCUUGGUCUAAUAGGCUUAUUGAAUGUAUAUAAAUGUAUGUAUGUAAUAUAUUUUUACAUAUCGAAUGAAAAUAUCUUAACUACUUUUGCACCCACAAGAUCUAGAUCUACUUCCUUUGACCUUAUUGUUUUCCCCAGCUGAUUUGCAUAAUGAUGCUUUGUUGUUGAAAAGUAUGGAAUGUAUUGACAUGUAGUUAUUUUGCAUUGUUAUUCCAUAUUUUAAAUUCUGUUUGCUAUUUUGGUAGAUAAAAUGUACAUAAGAUUAUUAGAUGUUAAAAGUACCAUAUGUCCAAAAAUGGUGUGCUGUAAUACCAACCAACAUUUUUGACCAUAUAGUAUUAGUUGAAUGAUUUAUUGUAAUAAAGUGGAUAUUUUAUUUA
Tribolium madens (black flour beetle) is the source of this 2100-nucleotide messenger RNA. RefSeq names its product cyclic AMP-responsive element-binding protein 1 (gene CrebB). The coding region runs from base 153 to 1046 and encodes 297 amino acids. Gene Ontology annotation, cellular component: transcription regulator complex; nucleus. The record is from RefSeq and is a predicted model, not a curated record. Lineage: Eukaryota; Metazoa; Arthropoda; Insecta; Coleoptera; Tenebrionidae. Gene Ontology annotation, biological process: regulation of transcription by RNA polymerase II. Gene Ontology annotation, molecular function: DNA-binding transcription factor activity, RNA polymerase II-specific; RNA polymerase II cis-regulatory region sequence-specific DNA binding; protein binding. The transcript is spliced from 7 exons.